UCACCACACCCAUGACAUCGAAAAUUACAUUUCCCCGUGCGUGCGUGUGUUGUCCGUCGCGCACAUUCCGCCCAGUUCGCGAAAAAUCAAAAGUAUUAAAAAGUCUGCCCGUCGCGUGACUUCACGCUCUAGUUUGCGCGGCGAAGGGGUGCUCCUAUUCGAAGGAGUUCAUUUGGUGUUAUUAUCGUUCUGUCCGUUCCGAUACUCGUUUGUAUUUUACGCUUCACACAGACGUGUCGGUCCGGUACUUGCGUACCACCAACAGCAAUAUUUCUAACAAAUUAUUAUAAAUAUUUUGUUCUUUCGGCCGAAGACUUCGCCGCGGAUGCUUAAUUAUCUUCUUGUCCGUGUCCUUGCCACAGCAGCGCAGGUUCCUUACAACACAACGUGUAAUCCACCACGGGCGGCGACGUUAUGGGCAACAAGGCGAUGACUUUCACCGAAUCGCAGCUCGAAGACUACCAGGACUGCACUUUUUUUACCAGGAAGGAAAUACUUAGAGUAUACAAACGGUACAGAGCGAUUUGUCCUGAAGUGGUGCCAAAGAAAAUGACCGGAGACGAACCGGUGAAAAUCCGAGUACCACAAGAACGAAUCGAACAGUUGCCAGAACUCAAGGAAAACCCUUUUAAACAACGCAUAUGCCAGGUAUUCUCGAAAGAAGGUAAUGGAUCGUUGAGUUUCGAAGAUUUUUUAGACUUGUUGUCGGUGUUUAGUGAACAGGCUCCUAGACAAAUCAAAGUGUACUAUGCUUUUAAAAUUUAUGAUUUCGAUGACGACCAUCACAUUGGACCUGCUGACCUUGAACAAGUGCUAAAGCUGUUGACGCGCAGCCAACUGUCGGCUGAAGAGAUCGUUCAGGUAUGCGAAAAAGUCAUCGAAGAAGCAGACGUAGACGGCGACGGGAAAUUGUCCUAUAUGGAAUUCGAACACGUUAUACUCAGGGCACCGGAUUUUUUGGGCACUUUUCACAUUAGAGUGUAGGCAAUCACCACACAACCAUGACGAUUAUUAAAAACCACUUACAUUUUAAAUGUUUUCGUUAAAUACUUUUAUUUUUAUUAGUCUAAAAAUAGUAUGUACAAUAAGAAAACUAAGAUACAAUCAAUUGAGCUUUGAGACAUAUAAUAUUUUGAUAAACUAUAAUAUAAUUACAUUUUGGGACAUGCGCUCAAGAGUUAAUAAAUGUUUUUAAACGUUUAUUACAUUAUUUUAUGGCGGAUAGUUGAUACACAAGUGCACACUAUAAUAUAGGUAACCUAAAUACUUUUCGACACAAUUUCUUGGCCCGUAGUUUAGUGUUGAACAUUGCAAGGGAACAAACAAUACAAAGGUAUGAUAAAUUUUCAUAAUAAAAAUGUCUUGCAUUUGCUAAUUACAUUAAAUAUAAAUUCAGAGAUUGGAUAAGAUAAAAAAUUAAGAAACACAAAUA
Molecule: messenger RNA, 1432 nt
Organism: Aphis gossypii (cotton aphid)
Lineage: Eukaryota; Metazoa; Arthropoda; Insecta; Hemiptera; Aphididae
Gene: Cib2
Product: calcium and integrin-binding family member 3
Exons: 5
Coding region: 415-984 (189 amino acids)
Molecular function (GO): calcium ion binding
Source: RefSeq, a predicted model, not a curated record